CGAAUGGCGACGGUAGCAGCUGCCCUGGAACCCUGGCAGGCGGCAGCUCCAAGGAAAAGGCGUUCGGCUACGCGGCGACCGGCGCGGCGAGAGGCCGCAGCCCGGGGCCCGGAGGUGGACUCCGAGGCAGACAGUGCAACCGUACUGCGUCGCAUCCGGGAGGCCGGGGAGGACCUACUUCUCUCUGAUUUCUGGAGUUCAGCACUAGAAACCAUCAACAGAUGUCUCAGGAAACAUCAGGAACUACUGAAGACACUGGUGGGGACUCUUCCGGAAGCCCUCGGAAACCUGCACCUUGACUCAUCACCAGAUGAGCCAGACGUGGCCCGUGACUGCACCCGGGGGGAGACGGGGGAGACCCUGGUCACGGGAGCCUGCCACUUGAAGUGCGUGUGUUAUGGCAUUGGGAACUUUGCCACCUGUGUCAUAGCUAGAAACCAGCUAACGUUUUUGCUGCUCUUCCUGGAAAAGUGCCAGAUUCCCAGAAGUCACUGCUGUGUGUAUGACCCUCUGUUUAGCCAACUGGAGAUUGCAGUUCUGAACACCCUAGGUGUGACUGUGCUCAGUGAGAACGAGGAAGGAAAGCGGAGUAUUUGUGGUGAGCCCACAGUCUUUUACAUGCUCCAUUGUGGGACAGCUUUGUACAACAAUCUUUUAUGGAGUAACUGGUCAGUAGAUGCCCUUUCCAAAAUGGUCAUCAUUGGAAACAGCUUCAGAGGACUUGAAGAAAGGUUGUUGACAAGGAUUCUGCAGAAAAAUUAUCCCUACAUUGCAAAGAUUUUCAAAGGCCUGGAGGAGCUUGAAUUUCCUCAGACCCCACAGUACACAGACAUAUUUAAUGACACCUCCGUCCACUGGUUCCCUGCACAAAAGUUAAAACAACUCUCUGCGGAUACGUGGGUGUUCCGGGAAGAACCAGAUUAUCAGGACUGCGAGGACCUUGAAAUCAUCAGGAAGAAGACAGAAGACCCUUCAGCUGGUGACUCGAGCUCAUUAUAAUGUAUUCCAUGUUGGCUGAGGGAAAGUCUGC
This is a messenger RNA of Trichechus manatus latirostris (Florida manatee), 1030 nucleotides long. RefSeq names its product SRR1 domain containing (gene SRRD). Bases 4 to 999 code for a protein of 331 amino acids. The record is from RefSeq and is a predicted model, not a curated record. Gene Ontology annotation, biological process: microtubule-based process. Gene Ontology annotation, cellular component: cytoplasm; nucleus. The transcript has 7 exons. NCBI's taxonomy places the organism in Eukaryota, Metazoa, Chordata, Mammalia, Sirenia, Trichechidae.